Sclerotinia sclerotiorum 1980 UF-70 is the source of this 663-nucleotide messenger RNA. RefSeq lists its product as hypothetical. The record is from RefSeq and is a predicted model, not a curated record. The coding region runs from base 1 to 663 and encodes 220 amino acids. Lineage: Eukaryota; Fungi; Ascomycota; Leotiomycetes; Helotiales; Sclerotiniaceae. The transcript is spliced from 3 exons.
AUGAGGAAGAACCACCACAAGAGGGUUUAUCGACCAUCGACUGCUGCUACCUGUCCUGCAGAUGUUACUGCUCCUGAUGGAACUUCUUGUGGUGGUUCUUCCUCAUUGGCUUGCGCUUCAGGCCAAAGUACUUCUCGUGAUCUCCAAUGCAAAAGUAUUAUGGGGUCAUACACCACAGGAAACGAUACAUAUGCCUGUUCAUCCUCUGGUUGUCAAAUCUCUUGUGCUUCUCCCGAAUUCGGCCCAAAUGUUUGUUACUCUAUGCAACAAAACUUCCUCGAUGGUACACCUUGUCAAGGUGGUGGCAGAUGUUCAAAUGGUGGCUGCGAAGGAGCAUCCGUCGGUAAAGAAAUCACCUCCUGGAUUGAAGAACAUAGAAAUCUCGUUAUCGGUGUCGCUUGUGCGGUUGGAGCGCUUAUCAUCUUUGCAUUACUCAGUUGUAUCGUGGGUAGUAUAAGAAGGAGAAGAGCAAUUAGAUUAGCAAAGGAAAGAGCAAUGAAUCAACAAGGUUGGCCUCAGGGUCCAAACAUGUGGCCAGCUCCUCCUAUGACUGGUGGAAGAAGAGGAAUGGGUGCACCGGGUCCCAGUGGAGGGAAUUGGGUCGAUGGAAGGUGGAGACAAGAACCGCCGGGGGGUUGGCAACCUAGUGUUAGAUAUGCUUGA